Darwinula stevensoni is the source of this 631-nucleotide messenger RNA. Lineage: Eukaryota; Metazoa; Arthropoda; Ostracoda; Podocopida; Darwinulidae. The record is from the annotation of a GenBank genome assembly.
CCCUCGUCGAUCGCCCAGACGGGGGACAGUCGCGGAUUCCCGCUUCUCCUUGUCGAUCAUGCGAUCUUGUUGCCGUUGGCAUUUAUUCCUUCCUCUCGUUCUUCUCCUCUAUCGCCCCUCACAUUCGAGGCGAGACGAUGACGAGGAAGAAAGGCCGAGGUUUGCUCAACCGCUGGGGAAUCAGACGGUGGUGAAGGGAAGGAAUACCACCUUCUGCUGCGUCAUCGACAACGUCGGCAAAUACAAGGUCGCCUGGGCCCACGAAGGCCGCCAGAUGGUCCUGGUCGUGGACGACGUGGUGGCGACGAAGAUCCCCCGCUUCGGCACGACCCACUCCCACGACCGGACCGUCUGGCGGCUCCACGUCCACAACGUCCAGGAAUCCGAUCAGGGCUAUUACAUGUGCCAAUUGAACACGGAGCCGAUGAUGAAGCAGCGCGGCCUCCUUCACGUCCUCGUCCCUCCCGAGAUCUCCGACGAGGCGAGCUCCCCCUCCAGGCUGCAGGUCGUGGAGCACAGCGAGGCCAUCCUCCUCUGCGCGGGGCAGGGGAAGCCCCCGCCGAACAUCUCCUGGCGGAGGGAGGACGACGCCCCCAUUCACGUCAACAAGUCUCUCCGAGGUCAGAAUUCC